AGAGGAAAACCUAAAUUCCCUUCCGGUUCACGGCUCAGACUGCAAGAUGGCGGUGCGUGGUGAAAACGUGUCUCAAAAUACCCAAGAAGAUGCAGUUUGUCAGCUUGAGGACGACAAUCAACAGAGCGAUUCAGAGGGAGAAAGUAUUAACGAAGACUCUGACGACGGAGAAAACACAGACGGCCAUGAUGGCGACGAAGCGGAGGGUGAAAAGGACCAAGACAGCGACUCGGACGCCGUUGGCGGUUGGGCAGACGCUAUGGCAAAAAUCCUGGGGAAGAAAACUGCGCCGAACAAGAGCAGCAUCCUGGCUAACAAGAAAGCCGUGACGGAGAGAAAGGAGCUGCUGGAGAAAAAGAAAGAAGCAGACAAGAAACGAAAGUGGGAAAUGAUGUUUCGAGAAAAGCCUGACAUCUUGCGGGACCGUGAGCUUGAGAAAGCCCUGCAGAGGACCGCCACGAGGGGGGUGGUGCAGCUCUUCAACGCCGUGAGGAAACACCAGAAAAACACGGGUGAAGCGCUGAAGGAGGUCGGUGGGUCUGAGAGAAAGAAGGCUAAGAUUAUAUCCUCCAUCUCAAAGAAAGACUUCAUCGAUGUGCUGAGGCGGACUGAAGAAGGAAACAAGGUUUCUGUGAAGACGGAGAAUCCUCCUCCUCCUCCUGUGUCUGAGCAGAAGCCAGCGUGGAGUGUCCUGAGAGAGGACUUCAUGAUGGAAGCCAGCAUGAAAGACUGGGACAAAAACAGUGACACGGAGGAGGCUGGUCCCCAUAAAUGAGGAAGGAAGAGAUUUGGACUGUAUCUUCCCAUGUAGGUCUGAAUACCGAAGCUCCUGAUCCCCUGAGAGACAAGCUAAUGAAGGGAGAGGCUCCCUUAGUCUGGAUGAUAAUUUGCUAAGUUUGGUUGUUCUGUGUUUAUAACCUAAAAGAAUAUAAAUAGUCUGAAAUCAGCAUUUUCAAGAUGCUCCGCUGCAAAGUACGUGUGUAUCAUAUUUUUGUUUUGAUGGAUGCAGCUGAAAACAUGUCAAAUCAAAGAAUUGCAAAUUUUGUAUUUUCAGAAUCUAUUCAUUGUUUCCCCCUUUAAAUAAAAUAAAAGACAUAAACUUGAUUUUAAAAAGUGUAUGGACCAGACGUUUCAUUCAUGUUUAGCCUGAUUUAGGUCAGGGCUUUGGGAAGGUCAUCCAUCUGGAUUAUCCACAACUCCGAAUGUUGAAGUUUAACCAGUUUUGAGGUAGCCAACCUCCAUUUAUUUAUUUAUUCAUUUUAUGGGUUACAUGUUUGGCACUGACUGCAAAAAAUAAUAUGCUUGAUCAUAUUUAAAGGCCUCGGCUUUACUCCUCCAAACGUUCUUCUGUAUUUUCUCCAAAAAGCUCCAUCUCAUGUCAAAACUUUACCAUAAUUUUCAAUGUUGGGGCCUGCAAAUAGCAAUCAAGACUAAAGGUAUUAAAGUUCCAGAAGAUGCAACGUUUUUCCAAUUUUUAAGAUUUCUGAUAAGUUGUGCAAUAAAAAUAAAUUUUUUAUUGUUGUUGGUGUUUUUUUUUUUUUAAUUUACAAUAUUAUGUGCUUUUUCCAGAAACUAAUGUGAGAUUGGAGAGUAAAAGGUAAUGAUAUCAAACAUGACAAAUAAUCUACAAGAGAAUAAAAGUCUAAUACUUGACUGAAGAGAAAAGUGCAUUUAAAAACAGCAGCAUGGCUUUUACUGAGAGUUUUUGAAUAAAGUUAAAAUUGAUAUGUAUUCUUGGUUUUGUAAUAGAUUUGUGUUCAUCUCUCCUUCGCCUGCAGCUGGAAACAACUUUGUGGCUA
Xiphophorus maculatus (southern platyfish) is the source of this 1799-nucleotide messenger RNA. RefSeq names its product ribosomal RNA processing 15 homolog (gene rrp15). Gene Ontology annotation, cellular component: preribosome, large subunit precursor. NCBI's taxonomy places the organism in Eukaryota, Metazoa, Chordata, Actinopteri, Cyprinodontiformes, Poeciliidae. Gene Ontology annotation, biological process: maturation of 5.8S rRNA; maturation of LSU-rRNA. The record is from RefSeq and is a predicted model, not a curated record. Bases 47 to 775 code for a protein of 242 amino acids. The transcript has a single exon.